AUGAAAUGGCACAAGAAAUUAGGUCAAGUCAAUGAAAGAGACCUAAAAGAAAUGGUUAAAAAUAAAAUGAUGCGAGGACUCGACUUUAAAGAAAAAACUUUGGGUACUUGUGAGACUUGUAUCAAAGGAAAAUUUUCCACUCUACCAUUCAAAAGCCAUGGACAAAUAAUCUCAACCGAAGUGCUCCAGAUAAUUCACAGUGACGUGUGUGGCCCAUUUGAGAAUGAAUCAAUGGCCGGAUCAAAGUAUUUCGUAAAAUUUAUUGACGAUUAUACAAGAUACUGCUGUGUAUAUUUCUUAAAAGAAAAGAGCCAAGUAAUCGAUAAAUUCAAGGAAUAUAAAAACUAUGUUGAACUGUUUCAUAAGAAGAAAAUUCAAAAUCUACAAUUUGAUAAUGGAGGCGAAUUUAGGUCUAAAGCGUUUGACAAAUUCCUUAAAGAUAAUGGUAUAAGCCGAAGACUAUCUGCACCUUAUACCCCACAGCAAAAUGGCAUGAGUGAAAGGAAAAAUCGGUCGCUGAUGGAUAAAGCCAGAUGUCUGAUGCUAGAUGCCAAUAUCCCUGCAAAGUUUUGGGCAGAAGCAGUAAACACUGCAAACUAUUUAAUAAAUAGAAGCCCAGCAAGAGCUCUCAAAGGCAAUUCCCCAUAUGAGAAAUGGGUACAACGAACACCAUCAGGAAAUCACCUACACGUAUUCGGAAAUAGAGCGUUUGUGAUGAAUAAAAAACGAAGAGGAAAAUUCACAGACAAAGCCACAGAAAGAGUAUUCUUGGGAUAUGCGGAACAUACAAAAGGUUUUAGAAUCUAUAUACCCGAAAGGAAUGAUGUUAUUAUCAGCAGAGACGUAAAAGUAAUCGAAAAGAUGCAUUAUGGCGGUACUCCUGCUGAAAAACGCGAAGAUCAUACUCCAGAACCUGAAACAGAACAAAUAGAAAUUCAAGAAACAAGAAACAAAAUUAAUGAGAACUUACCUUUUCAGGAAUCUAACCCCCUUUAUUCCAGCUCUAGUCAAGAUCCUGUUGAUGAACCAUUUUUCUCAAGUGGAAGACCACAAAGAGACGUGAGACCACCAGCAUGGACCAAAGAUUAUGAGUUAAGUCGCUGCGUGACCAUGUUAACAUCAGAAAAUAAUGACGACUAUGACUGCUCUUUACUCACAUACAAAGAAGCUGUGACUGGCACCGACAGACGAAAUUGGGAGAAGGCGAUACAAUCUGAAAUGGAAUCAUUACAGAAAAAUAACACCUGGGUAUUUGUUGACAAGUCAGAAGCCAAAGGACACAAAAUACUGUUGAACCUUGUGACACGCCCGCAAGUAGCGAUUCAAAGUCUACACAGGAAACUGCCCAGGAGAAGGAAUAUGCCUAUUGGGAAGCAGUGGGAAGUUUACUGUACCUGUCUACCAGAACCAGGCCGGAUAUCGCACAAGCGGUCAAUUCAGUUAGCUGACUUAUCAAAAAUAAAAUUUGAAAGACACUGUGCAAGAUUAAUGCAUAUAUAG
Messenger RNA from Pieris macdunnoughi, 1500 nucleotides. NCBI's taxonomy places the organism in Eukaryota, Metazoa, Arthropoda, Insecta, Lepidoptera, Pieridae. The record is from the annotation of a GenBank genome assembly.